AUGGGCUUCAGAAUAAAGCAUAUAUUUCAUCAGAAUGCUCUGCAACCCAAACUACCAUAUAUAGCGAUGGUUUUAAUACUUACUAGUGUACUAUCAGUUAUAUCAAUGAUUGUUACACUAACCUUAUCCCUGUUAAAUGGCGAGUUUAAAACGAAUACAUGUAUAACAAUUUUCGCAGGUGUAUUCAAUAUCAUUGGUUUUUUUCUAGGAAUGAUGUUGGUUAUUUUACAGAAGAUGAGAGAAACGUUUCCCUUGAAUAUAAUAAUGUUAAUUUUAUACGGAUUGGCUGUAUCUGCAGCUCAAGGAUACUCUAUCAUCAAUGUGGAAGUUCCAGUAAAAGCCAUAGCAUGGGUUAUUGCUUUUGUGUUGCUUUCGAUUUUGGUCCCGAUAGGUUUUGUUAUAAAGACUGACUUAAGUCAAUAUACAAGUGUAUUUAUUAUUUACUGUGUUGCCGAACUUUCCACAAUCAUGGUGGCAUUUCUCGGUCUUAUUAUAGCAGGUUACACACAGGUGGCUUUGGCUGUUUUUGUGGCCGGGGCAUUUCCCAUAUUGAUUCCUCUUGCUAUUGGUUUUGGGCAGCUUAUAUUUGGUACAAGUUUCAGUUAUACUUACAAUCCGGAUUACUGUCUGGCAUCAUUGACUUUAUUCACUACGUUAUUGGGAUUUUUUAUUUCCAUCAGUGUAGAAGGUCAUUUCAUUACACGGUUAAUCAAAAAUAAUACUAUUGUUAAACUACUGUAA
Molecule: messenger RNA, 741 nt
Organism: Schistosoma spindalis
Lineage: Eukaryota; Metazoa; Platyhelminthes; Trematoda; Strigeidida; Schistosomatidae
Source: the annotation of a GenBank genome assembly